GGCUCCGUUUUGCUUUUCAUAUAAAAGACAUAGUCCGAGUCGAUAAUAGUAUCAGUCACCUGUUCUGAUUAAGUGCAAAAUGUUCACCAAAGUGGUCGCCCUUAGCGCCGUGUUGGCCGCCGCCAACGCCGGUCUGCUGCCCCUGCACCACGGGGCUACCUCCUCGCAAAGCAUCAUCCGCCACGACGCGCCCGUGCACUACGCCCCGGCUCACUAUGCCCCCUUCGCGCACCAUGCUCCCUUAGUCCAUGCCGCUCCCCUCAUCCACCACGCCCCCUUAGUCCAUGCUGCCCCCAUUGUCCACGCUGCCCCCAUCCACCUUGAGCACUCCCACCCCAAAUACGACUAUGCGUACUCCGUGGCGGACCCGCACACCGGCGACCACAAGUCGCAGCACGAGUCCCGCGACGGUGGCGCCGUGCACGGUAGCUACUCCCUGGUCGAGCCUGACGGCUCCGUGCGCAAGGUCGAGUACACCGCUGAUGACCACCAUGGUUUCAACGCGGUCGUCCACAAGACCCCCGGCCACCACCCCGCCCCUGUGGUGCAUGCCGCCCCCCUGGUCCACGCCGCCCCCCUCGCGCACCUCGCCUAUGCCCCGCUCGCGCAUGGCCACCAUGGACUCCACGUAGCGUUGUUUAGUGUGCUAAUGGCCGUCUGCCAUGCAGGUUACAUCGGGUUGGAUGCGACCUCGUCACAAACUGUAGUUCGCCACGACGAACUCGAGCAACACGGACACAUUGCACAUGCCGGACAUGUCUCACAUGCUGGUCAUAUCGGAGAUGUCGGCACUCCCAUCUAUGAGCCGAGCUACGAAAAUGAAGCACACUACGAAUACCAAGACCCAGGAUACAAAUCUGAAGAUUACUAUCACGGACAGAACGAGGCUUAUGAAGAGUACUCCGCUGGCGUUCUACUUCAUGGAGCAUACCAGCCUCUUGCAACAUACGCGUCCGGAUACAAUAACUACGCUCCUCCGAAGUACCACUUUACGUACUCCGUGUCGGACCCGCACACCGGCGACCACAAGUCGCAGUUCGAGGCGCGCGACGGCGACGUCGUGAAGGGAAUGUACUCGCUGGUGGAGCCGGACGGCAAUGUGCGCACCGUGCAUUACACCGCUGACGACGUCAAUGGAUUCAAUGCGGUGGUGGAGCGAACCGGCCCGACCGUUCACACGACGACUUAUCACUGAUCUCUUAUAUUUAAUCAAAUUAGUUGAUAAGCUCCAAAUAUAAUAGUUAUAUAACUUACCUAUAGUGGA
Messenger RNA from Cydia strobilella, 1264 nucleotides. RefSeq names its product histidine-rich protein PFHRP-II-like. The record is from RefSeq and is a predicted model, not a curated record. The coding region runs from base 80 to 1195 and encodes 371 amino acids. NCBI's taxonomy places the organism in Eukaryota, Metazoa, Arthropoda, Insecta, Lepidoptera, Tortricidae. The transcript has 7 exons. Gene Ontology annotation, cellular component: extracellular matrix.